AAAAUAAAAAAAAUGAAAGAAUGAAAAUAUAAAAGUUCGUUAUAUAACAUACAAAAAAUCUCCGACAACAAGGAUUCGAUCAGGUAAAGAAAAACAGAGAAUAAUUAACGGAAUGGCUGACCGGAGUCACAAACGUUCCGUUAUUUGCAUUUCUUCUUCUUCAUCCAGCGAAGAAGAAGAACAAAACGACGACGACAGUGAAGAAAAUGAAGAAGAAAUCAGCGGAGAUGAUGAUGAUGAUGCAAGUAAUUACACCGGAGACGGAGAUGAGGCAGAAUCCGAUGAUGAUAACUGCAGCGUAUAUGAAGAUGAUGACGAUGCAAGUGAUUGCACGGGAGAUGAUGAUGAUGAUGACGUGGCUAAGGAAAAUGACGAGUCUCUCUGCCAAAGAGUCAUUUGCUUUCUCAAAGAGGGAAAGGAUUUAGAAGCAUUAAGUUUACAAGAUUAUAAAGCAUAUCUCAGGAAGCAUGGCCUCAGGCUAGCUGGGACUAAGUCAGUUUGUUUGAGUAGAGUUAAGGACCAUUGGAGGAUAAAGGAUGGGAAUGGGGAAUCACUUUAUCCUAGAUCAUCCUUUGUCAUUAAUUGUACAGGUGAUGUCUGUAAUGGAGAUGUGGUUCUCUUCACCCAGAAAGUUUACAAGAAGUUUGAUAAAGUAAUAAGACAUGGGAAUCUACUUGGAAAAAGAACAGUAGCGGGCCGGGUUGUAAAUGAAAGCUACGGUUCUGCCAAACAACAACAUACAUUUACACAUGCAGUUGAUCAUUUGGUGAUUGUGAUAUACAAGGUUGAAGUACUCUGGAGCAAGGGAGCAAAGAAAUUGCCUCCGCUGUAUCCUUUGCUUGUGAAAGGCCGUAACUUGUACAGAUUAAAAACCUUUAGGCAGCGUUGGAAUAAUGAAGCAGAAAGACAAGAAGUCCUUGCUGAGAAACACAAACGAGGUACAGCUGCAAGACUUGUGAGAGCAAUGAAGAAAUCGAAGAAAAAAUUGUCGGAAACCGGACGCUCAAAUGUGAAGCGUCAAAAAUGUUCCCAUCAUACAAGACCAUCUCGAACGAUAGAGACAGCUGAACCAGGACGAAAAAAGCAUGCUUACGGGCACAAAAAGGACACGUCACAGCAACAUGGAAAGGUUCACAAUCAUCGUCAUACUGUCCCACAUUCUAGACAACUGAACUUGAAGAGACAUAAUAAGUCAGGUACUGUUGGUUCUAACCCUACUCAGAAGCGUUUGAAAGUUCGGCAUCUUGAUGAGGGCAAGGACCCAGCAGCUCGUCAUGCGUAUGCUUACGCUCAGCAAAGUCCUUACCCACCGCAAAGAGAAUAUCAUAAUCCAACUGUAGCAUUCCACUUUUCGCAUCAUGACAUGGGGUCCACUUCAAUAAUGCCUCCUUGGAGAGCUUAUGCUAAUACAGUUGCUAUGCCUGCUUUCGAAGAUCGAUGGUCUAACCAUAUAAAUGAUAUACACCAUGACCGGUUGAAUCAUCCUAGCAACAACUUUGGAAGGGCAAACUCGCUCCACUUUUCUGAGUUUGGUUCCAAUCACCAAUCAUCACGAGGAAGAGAGACGUAUGCACAGAGGAAGAGAAGUUUUCAGCAUUAUCAUAGAUGAGACAUAGUGACCUGAGAUUUGGAUGCUGAGCUCGUGCCUUAAUAGUGAAGGGAUGUGCCAUGGGCUUGUUAAAUUGCGAGUACCUUGUGUCAGAACGGAGAAAUUCUAUAAAUUCGAUGCGCGAACUUUUAACAACUUUAGUUAUAUUCCUCCAUAAAUGGUUUAGAAUUCUGUUCUUGGAUUAUGUAAAUUUUGUUUAGUGUAGACUACUUAGCAAAAUGGAAAUCAUAUUGUACUCUAUAACAUAAGAGUGUGGAAACAAAUUACUCGAUUUCAAAGCUAUACAGAAAAUAUAUAGUGUAAAUUUCAAGUUUUUGAGAGGUUUUGAAGUUAA
This is a messenger RNA of Mercurialis annua (annual mercury), 1943 nucleotides long. Its product is annotated as zinc finger CCCH domain-containing protein 62. The coding region runs from base 113 to 1609 and encodes 498 amino acids. NCBI's taxonomy places the organism in Eukaryota, Viridiplantae, Streptophyta, Magnoliopsida, Malpighiales, Euphorbiaceae. The record is from RefSeq and is a predicted model, not a curated record. The transcript is spliced from 9 exons.